AGUGACGGACCCUCGCGAAUAUGGUGGUGCCGGGAUCUGUACUUGGGCUGCUGCUGCCAUUAGUCCUGUGGGCUGACAGAAGUGCAGGUAUUGGUUUUCGCUUUGCUUCAUACAUCGAUAAUUACAUGGUGCUGCAGAAGGAGCCUGCUGGGGCAGUGAUCUGGGGCUUUGGUAUGCCUGGAGCCACAGUGACAGUGACCCUGUGCCAGGGUCAGGAAACCAUCAUGAGGAAAGUGACCAGUGUGAAAGCACACUCUAAUACCUGGAUGGUGGUACUGGAUCCUAUGAAGCCUGGUGGACCUUUUGAAGUGAUGGCACAACAGACUUUGGGAAGAAUGAACUCUACCCUGAGAGUUCAUGAUGUCUUAUUUGGAGAUGUCUGGCUCUGCAGUGGGCAGAGUAACAUGCAGAUGACUGUUUCACAGAUAUUUAAUGCUACAAGGGAGUUGUCUAACACAGCUGCCUAUCAGUCUGUCCGUAUCCUCUCAGUCUCUCUCGUCCAGUCAGAGCAGGAGCUGCAGGACCUUGCUGCCCUUGACUUGCAAUGGUCUGAGCCCACAUCAGAAAACUUAGGCCAUGGAAAUUUCACAUAUAUGUCAGCAGUGUGCUGGCUCUUUGGCCGUUACUUAUAUGACACUCUGCAGUAUCCCAUUGGGCUGAUCUCCUCCAGCUGGGGUGGGACACCCAUUGAAGCCUGGUCAUCUGGAAGGUCACUGAAAGCCUGUGGGGUCCCUAAGGAAGGGUUCAUACCAUAUGAUUCUGUAACUGGACCCAGGGAGCACUCUGUUCUCUGGAAUGCCAUGAUCCAUCCACUACGUAAUAUGACUCUGAAAGGGGUGAUAUGGUACCAGGGGGAGUCCAAUGUAAAUUAUAACAGGAACCUGUACAAUUGCAUGUUCCCUGCACUCAUUGACGACUGGCGCCAAACUUUCCACCAUGGCUCCCAGGGGCAGACCAAACGUUUCUUCCCAUUUGGAUUUGUCCAGAUAUCUUCAGAAAAGUCUACCAACACAUCAGAUGAUGGAUUUCCCCAGAUCCGUUGGCAUCAAACAGCAGACUUUGGCUAUGUCCCCAACCAAAAGAUGCCCAAUACUUUCAUGGCUGUUGCUAUGGAUCUGUGUGAUAGGGACUCGCCUUUUGGCAGCAUCCACCCACGAGAUAAACAGACUGUGGCCUAUCGGCUGCACUUGGGGGCCCGUGCUGUGGCUUACGGUGAGAAGAAAUUGACCUUUCAAGGACCACUGCCUGAGAAGAUAGAACUCUUGGCUCACAAGGGCCUGCUCAACCUCACAUAUUACCAGCAAAUCCAGGUGCAGAGGCAGGACAACAAGAUAUUCGAGAUUUCAUGUUGCAGUGACCAUCAUUGCAAAUGGCUUCCAGCUCCCAUGGACACUUUCUCCACCCAGACCCUGACACUGAAUAUCGAUUCUUGUCAUGAGACUGUGGUUGCUCUUCGCUAUGCCUGGACCACAUGGCCUUGUGAAUAUAAGCAAUGUCCCCUGUACUACCCCAGCAGUAUCCUGCCUGCUCCUCCCUUCAUUGCUUUCAUUACAGACCAGGUUCCUGGACAUCAGAGCAACGUUGCCAAGUGACAGGUGCAAUACAAUCAGAUCUUAGAUAUGAGGGUGGGUCCUUUAGAUUUUGGCAUUUGGGAAUUUAAACGAUGACACCUGUUGCUUUUAAAGAAAAUUAAUAGAAAGCCUCAUUUAAUAUCUCCCAGCUAGCAACAUGACUUUCCAUAUUCUGACAUGAUCCAGGGCUGGUAGGCAAUUUGAAAUGCUUGCCUUUUGUUGCUUAGUCAGUGUAAGAAUCUGUAGACUAAUUCUGAACUACAAAUUGGACCUCAAUGUCAUUCACUUCUUUCACAUUAUUGGGAGUGAAAUGUCAAACACUUUUGCUCCUUUUCAUCCAGAAUUAUGGAAUGUCAGGGUUGGAAGAGAUUUUAAAGGCCACAUAGGCCAUCUAGUGUUUAUGUGUUCUUCAUAAAUAUGAGAAAUGGUUAUCAAAUCUCUGUAUGAAGUUUCCAUUCUAAUAUUCCAAGUUUUACCUAUAUGGAACUGAAAUCUUUCUCCCAUGAAGGUUUACUACUACAUGACAGUCUUUGAAAUAAUUGAAGAUAGACCUAUUUGAUUCUUUUUCAGCCCCAAACAGUUCUUUUCCUUUAUAUUAAAUAAUGAUGAUGUGAAUGUUUAAAACAAACAAACCAGAGCAUGUGCAGACAUUUUGGGAGAUGCUAAGGGACUGCCUUAAGAAAGAAAAGAAAGGCCAAGUGGUGGCCCAGUGACGGCACUCAGGCUGCCUGUUAGGAGGAGGGGCUGGGGCAUUGCAGGCUUAGAAAACAUGAAAGAGUCAACAGAGGCAAACGGGUUGUUGGAGUUAAAUAUAAAUCUCCGGCUCUUUAACAGUAAAAGGUUUAAGGAUAAUCCAGAUGGAAGAAAAAAGUAAGGCUGAAAGUAAAGCCACAUGGUAAACAUACAGAAAAAUAAUGCAGACGAGACAAAUGUGAAAGGGGGCUUUUGUGUGUUUUAAUGCUGUUUAUUGGUUGAUUAAAAACAGCUAAUGGCACUUGAAAAUUGUAUUAUCUAUUAGAAGUUGGAAAUAAAAGUAUAAUCAUUA
Molecule: messenger RNA, 2616 nt
Organism: Cynocephalus volans (Philippine flying lemur)
Lineage: Eukaryota; Metazoa; Chordata; Mammalia; Dermoptera; Cynocephalidae
Gene: SIAE
Product: sialic acid acetylesterase
Exons: 10
Coding region: 21-1592 (523 amino acids)
Biological process (GO): carbohydrate metabolic process
Molecular function (GO): sialate O-acetylesterase activity
Source: RefSeq, a predicted model, not a curated record